Molecule: messenger RNA, 609 nt
Organism: Colletotrichum paranaense
Lineage: Eukaryota; Fungi; Ascomycota; Sordariomycetes; Glomerellales; Glomerellaceae
Exons: 5
Coding region: 1-609 (202 amino acids)
Source: RefSeq, a predicted model, not a curated record
AUGGCUUCGCGACCAGACAUGGACGACGAAGACCUAACCUUCCACUGCUGCGCGCCUCUCCGGCCCUCAGAGCUCUUGAGACCAAUUGACGUCGGCGACCUUGGCGGCUCAGGUCACGCAAGAAAAUCAACCUUCCUGGCCUGGCCCAUCUUCGGCCCCCUCCUCUUCCAAAACGAAACGAGUGAUGCGCGCGACCACUGCGCGAAUGAGAGGACAUUCCUAAGCUACCUCCGCCUCUCAGUCUACAUGUCCAUCGUCGCCGUCGCCAUCGUCCUCUCCUUCCACCUGAAGUCCGAACCCAGCCAGCUCGAGCUGCGCAUGGCCAAACCCCUCGGCAUCAUCUUUUGGAUCCUGGCCGUCGCGUGUCUGUGUCUCGGGAUCGGCAACUACAUAAAAACCGUCAACAAGUAUAGUCGCAAAGCGGCCAUCGUGCAAACCGGAUGGAGGACGCAGCUCGUCCUUGCCGUGGUGGCUCUCAGCAUCGUAGGAACAUGUGUCGUCUUACUCGUCAUUACAAAGAUUUCAGCCAACUCUCAAGAGGGAGAAAAAAACUCAUCAACUACCGCGGAAGCAGCAGCAGCUUUUGUCGCGGGACCAGUCUUGAAGUGA